Messenger RNA from Plectropomus leopardus (leopard coralgrouper), 1627 nucleotides. RefSeq lists its product as uncharacterized. The record is from RefSeq and is a predicted model, not a curated record. Gene Ontology annotation, cellular component: cytoplasm. Gene Ontology annotation, biological process: negative regulation of protein kinase activity. NCBI's taxonomy places the organism in Eukaryota, Metazoa, Chordata, Actinopteri, Perciformes, Serranidae.
GUGUGUGUGAGACGCAGAGAGGCAGCCGAGAUGAGGGUGUGAAGCAGUGAGAGGGAAAACCUCGAAAGAAGGCGAUCAGAAAGGGGGGCGGGGGAGACGGGGGAGACAGCGAACACAGUAAAAAGGCAGAGCAGAGUAGAAGAAGAAAGAGAAGAGAAGGGGGGAGGGAGAUAAGUGUAACUGUGAAUCUUUGACAGUCUUGGUGCCAAAGUGAAGAGAUGCAAUGACUAGAUGACCAGCCACUACACACACCAGCAUCCUGUCCUGGAGGCUUGACAGGAGGGGGGAAGAGAAAAAUCCACACACACUCAAAGGCAAAACGCUCUCUUCAACAGUCCCACAUCCACUGGAUCAUGUCGUCGACGGGGUCAACCAACCACAACAAGCGCCUGGCAUCUGAGACAGACAUAUCUCAACGGAUGUUGGACAAUGAUUCUGCGCAGCACCUGAAGUUAAAAGAGAGACAGCGCUUUUUUGAAGAGGUCUACCACCAUGACGUGGACAACUACUUGCCUUCUGCUCACCUGCAGGUCGACUGCAGGAAACCCCCCAUGGGAAGUAUCUCCUCUAUGGAGGUGAACGUGGACGUCCUGGAGCAGAUGGACCUGAUGGACAUCUCUGACCAGGAGGCCCUCGAUGUGUUCCUCAACUCAGGCUCAGGAGCAGAAGAGGGCGCACUGGCAUCUCCGCUACCAGAGGGUGAGGAAGAGGAAAGAGGAUGAGGAGGAUGAAGAGGCUGAGGUUGUCUACAGGGACCGCGCACCUUUGAAACGGCAAGACGAAGUUCAGCGCGUCUCAAAGUCUCGCAUGUCAUCUACAUCAUCGGGUUCCAGUGAAACCAGCGGGGGUGGAGCUGACACACCCGUGAUCCAGUCAGAUGAUGAAGAGGUCCACGCCGACACUCUGCUGCUGACCUCUGUUCCCCACACCAGGGAUGAAGAGACAGAGGAGGAAGACGAGGAGGAAAGAUGCCUUGCAAGUAAAUCGCCAUAAAGACUGAAUUUCAAUCUCUGUAGAGAAACACUGACAGUAUAAAAAUAGAGUCUGAGAUAUGUCUUUUCUCUCGACAUUUGCAACCCCCCCCCCCCAGCAUGGUUGACCUAGCUAUGAUUUUCUGCGUCUUUUGAAUGUUUCCCUGAGAUCAUUGGAUUUUUCUUGACAACUUAAAAUCUAUUUUUCCUCGUAAGUAACACUCUUAUUUAAUCCUCUGUUGAAACUCUUAGCAGUGGUGUCUGAAGUGUCUUUACAUUUAUAUGCAAAUAAUAUGAUUCAAUCCAGUUCUUAUGGCACCAACACCUUGGGCCAGAUGCAUAAAAAGUACACACAAAAACCAUGCGUACACCUUUUCACACGCAUAAAGGGGUAUUUAUAAAGGAACAAUGUGUAAUAAAAAUUGUUCAAAACAGGCAUACAGACACUUUUAGCUGAGAUAGCUGUGGGUGAUAUGAUAAGGCUGAAAUUAAAUAUUAGUGAGACAGAUAGCAUUGUUUAAGGUUGUUAGACACUUUGCUGAUUGUGCCAUUAUUUUGCAGGCUGCAGGUCGUUCUGUAAAAUGUCAAUUGAAGGUGCAUUUGUGAAAUUAAUUUUAAAUUAUACGAGUGACAAAUUUAAUCACUAUUUAAUUGCU